Eleginops maclovinus (Patagonian blennie) is the source of this 1400-nucleotide messenger RNA. RefSeq names its product transcription termination factor 1a, mitochondrial. The transcript has 2 exons. Gene Ontology annotation, molecular function: double-stranded DNA binding. Gene Ontology annotation, cellular component: mitochondrial matrix. NCBI's taxonomy places the organism in Eukaryota, Metazoa, Chordata, Actinopteri, Perciformes, Eleginopidae. The record is from RefSeq and is a predicted model, not a curated record. Bases 141 to 1289 code for a protein of 382 amino acids. Gene Ontology annotation, biological process: termination of mitochondrial transcription; regulation of DNA-templated transcription.
GUCACUGUGAGAACUGUUUUAUCCGAGUUUCGCGUUUCCGCUUUCUCUUAGACAGGGCUGUCAAGAAACGUAGUUGACUAAGAUAACCCAAACGUAUGGUUCCCUAAAACAGGCAGAGGUGUUACAAAGUAGCUCUACAAAUGGCAGCAGUAGGCGGAGUAAGGGCUCUCCAAAGGCUUCAUCCACCAGGGACGUUUCAGCGGUGCUUUGGACUCGUCCCAGUACAGUUGACACCAACCUGUCUUCCCAGGAGGCUGUGCACUGCUCCUACAAGUAGUAAGGAGCGAAAGCAGCCGGAGACCCCAGAGAAUGAAUCUCUGCUGGAGAAUCUGAAUCUCAUGGGAGUUGACGUGAAGAUGGCACGCCUGCGUCAGCCUGGGGUGCUUCGUAAAGCCAUCACAAAUGAGCAAGCUGUCGCUCGCUUUUUGCAAGAAAAAGGUGCCCCCAACAACAUCAUCGCCAGCAUCAUAUCCCGUUAUCCCCGCGCUAUCACCCGCUCCGCUCAACACUUAGAACAGCGCUGGGAGCUGUGGCAAAAGAUCUUCAAGACUGAUGAAGAAAUCGUGAACAUCCUGUAUCGCUCACCUGAGUCUUUCUUCCGCUCCAGUGAUAAUGCCAACUUGCAGGACAACAUUACUUUUCUCACCUCGCUGGGACUGAACAGCAAAGACCUCCAUCGUCUGCUUACCACAGCGCCGCGGACAUUCUCCAAUCGCUUAGAGCUGAACAAACGGAUGGUGCAGUUUCUGGAAGACAUCUGUGCCGAACUUGGCGGGAAGAAUCCAGAGUUGUUUCCUAAAGCUGUCAUAUCCAGAAACCUUUACAUUCUCAUCAGAAGCACGAAGAGAGUCAGGACAAAUAUCGACAUCCUUAGAACUUCUCUUAAGUUGAGCAAUUCAGAACUGCUUUCCCUUUUUCAAGGUCCUGGAGCAGAAAUACUGGAUCUUUCAAAUGAAUGUCUGAAAAAGAAUUUUCAAAGUCUCAGGGAAAAGAUGGUAUCACUUGGCUGUCAGAAAGCUGACGUGAAAAAACUAAUCCUCCGCUAUCCAAUGGUUAUGUACAUUGGGAAGGACACACUGAGCUCUAAACUGGACUGUCUCUUACAAGGGGGAAUAACAAUGAAGCAGAUACUGGACAAACCCAAAGUGUUAGAUUACAGUACACAGAACAUCACAGGGCGACUAGAGGAGCUGAAAAGAGUGGGAUAUGACUUUCAGAAGAAUGGCAUCAACGUCCUGGACUCUAGCCGAAAGCGCUUUGUUGCAAAGAUGGAAAAGCUUGAUGCCUGAAUAUAACUUUCUUUAUAUUAUGUUACAUAAUAUUGGAUGCUGCUUUUACUUGGGCUUGCUUUACAAAUGUGUUUUGUUUAUGUAGUACCUCCAAUAUGAUUUCUGACUUUU